AUGAAGAGACCCACAUUAUGCCUCCCCAUCCUCCUCGCCGCCACUUCCUCAGCAAGAUCCAUACUUGCUACGAGCCAGCGAAGCUCUGAGCUUACUGACGACUUCGACGGGCCAGCUCAAUGGAAGUUCACGCUGCAGAACUGGUCCGGCGACGGCUGCCCUGACUUCGGCAACACCAGCGCCACCCCCGGUUACAGUUUCACGCGCCAAAGCUCAGGCCCCUUCAUGUCAAAUAGUUCCGCCGACACUUUCUGGAGCUACAUUUCGUUCCCGUGGAUGCAGGCUUCCUUGGAUGGAAAUAAUCCUUCAAAACUGGCGCGCAUUAGCUGUGAUGUUACGGUGCUUUAUGAGGAAGUGACGCCGUAUGGGUCGGCACUCCCACCGGAGAAGAGGACGCAUAAACUGAAGUUGCACAAGAAUGGGAGCACAAUUGAGGCAAAUUAUAAGCUAGAUAAAGGCGUGAAUGCGGAGUGGCAGGUUCGGUUUUACGAUCCGCAGGAUUUCACUGUCAUGGCCCAAGAUUGGGCUAGUGUUGACGGCCCUCUCGAAAGUGGGAACGAUACGCAUAUGGCCUUUGAGUGGCUGCCGCCUCUUUUUGCGCCGGAUCCGUACGUACAAUCAGAGUGCGGUCGCAGCGUCUUUCGCAUUAGGCUCGAUCUAUGGCUUGCUAGCAGAGCGACAGGAGCUGGUGGGAAGGUCUUUUCAAAGAGAACAGACUGGAACAAUGGAAAAGGGAAGCAAUGGGACGGAGUUAAUUUGGGGUACAGUUACGAUUGGGAGAAGUGUUGAAAAACCUAACUGCUCCACCCAUGGGCAUUACAAGCAUUGU
Molecule: messenger RNA, 829 nt
Organism: Westerdykella ornata
Lineage: Eukaryota; Fungi; Ascomycota; Dothideomycetes; Pleosporales; Sporormiaceae
Exons: 2
Coding region: 1-789 (262 amino acids)
Source: RefSeq, a predicted model, not a curated record